AUGGGGCCCCGAAUGGCCUUCAUGGGUCUUGGGGAGAUGGGCAAGGCAAUGACACGCAACCUCCACCGCGAUGGAAAUCUAACCAGCCCUUUGACGCUCUGGAAUCGAACCAAGAGCACCGCUGACGCCCAUGGUGCUGACCUCGGAGACUGUAAAGUGGCCGAAACCGUGCAGGAGGCGGUUGAGAACUCAGACAUUGUCUGGUCAUGCCUACAGGACCAGUCCGCGGUCGAGCAAGUCUUCGACAGCAUACUUGCAGCCAACGUCGAUAUCACAGGCAAGCUGUUCGUCGACAGCUCCACCAUCGCUCCCGAGUGGUCAAAUGCCACAGCCAAACGGGUUAUCGAGGCGGGUGGGGAGUUCGUCUCGAUGCCUGUAAUGGGCGAGCCGGUGGUCGCAGCAGCCAAGAAACUCAUCUGCAUCCCAAGCGGAAAGCCGGAAUCGGUGGACCGAAUCCGACCAUAUUUGGAGGGCGUGUAA
Molecule: messenger RNA, 480 nt
Organism: Aspergillus saccharolyticus JOP 1030-1
Lineage: Eukaryota; Fungi; Ascomycota; Eurotiomycetes; Eurotiales; Aspergillaceae
Product: NAD(P)-dependent oxidoreductase
Exons: 3
Coding region: 1-480 (159 amino acids)
Molecular function (GO): oxidoreductase activity, acting on the CH-OH group of donors, NAD or NADP as acceptor; NADP binding
Source: RefSeq, a predicted model, not a curated record